CGCAGUUUACAUUGUUGGAUCCGACGAGCAAGUUGGCUUGAAGCGCGCUAAGCGGUCUAAUAUCCCGUCUGUUGGCUUGAUGCCGUAAAAUUUUCCAAGGGCCUGAGGCAUGUGCUCCUCUGUCGGCCUGGUUGUGGAAGGCAUUGCGCUGGGCAGUGGAAGCCAGUAUUUUUCACGGAUGACCAUGAAAAGAGAGUACAAUACAAAGUGUUUUUGGAUGGAUCGCUUUUGUCACGAAGUAGCUAACCACUAUAGGGAGCAGCAGCAGCUUGGACCUGGAUGUGUAUCCCGAAAUGCAAGCCAUCGGCGACGAAAGAGGAUACCCUCGGUGAAAAAAUCUCGGGAGCCUGCAUUAUUAGCGUCAGGAUAUGCGCAGUUUCGCGAUGUGUGGCCAACUCAUGUGCACUACUUCCCCAGAUCCGACGAUACUACCUAUUCGUCCCGCAGCCGACGUCCAGUGUGGUCCGGUAAAUUGUCCGACGAGACUUACAACGACGCAGUGCGUCGCAUAAGAAGUGCUCACAGUUGCGAGCAGCUACGUCACCUGGUCGACCGGAUUCCAUGGAGAAGGGAGAGCCAAAUUGGAACCAGUGAUGAGGUGCCGGUGGCCUCCGUGCACGGAAGCCAAACCAGCGACUGUGGCCGCCUCAAUUAUAAGAUAAAUAUUAAUAAGUGUCCCUCGGAAAGCCCACAACAGCAACUACCGGUGAAUUUCCACGGCUAUUUGCAACUGGCCAGCAGCUAUUACGAACGGGGGUUGCAGGCUAAUAUAAAGUACCUGCAAUCGAUAGGCCAGAGACACCUUAAUGCAAUAAGGCCGGCGACGGGUUUACUCUUUGACGAAGUGCAGCGUAACGAGAGUCCGGCUGAAAAGUCGGCCAGUCGACUGGUGACGUUGCUCAAGCGUUUGCCACGCAAGGUCAAGAAGAAAGCAGACUACCGCGGUAUUUGGGUGAACAUAAGAACAGUUAAACGAGAGAAUCUGGCAAAAGUGCAAAGUUCGGAUGAUAAUUUGUACUUCAACUCAGAGCUGAAAUUGAACACAGAUUAUCAGAUUACUAGCAUGUGUGAUUAUAGUGACUACGAUUAUACAACUUCAGAAUUGGAUGAACCAACAGGAGCAGAAGGAGAAAGGACUAUAGAACCCACACUGACUGCAGCAACGAGCGAAGCUGCUGUUCAAGUCGCACACACAUCCGCAGACCAACGACGUCUCUAUGAGAUCAUCGACAAUCUAAGCUACCUGAGUACUGGGGAGAACAGUUGUCGCAGGCAGCGACUGAUACUGACCCUGCCCCAGAUUACGGUGACUGACUAUACCGCUCACCAGGUGGCGCCACAUAGAACCAGCUUCGACAUUUUUACAAUGCAAAUACCCAAUGAAGAUAGACCACCGAACCUUGAUCUGAAAGCGACAUAGAAUCAAUAUAUAUAAAAACAAUCGACAAUUUAAUCGAAUAAAAUCGUAUUAAAUCUACAAGAACAAAAAAACGAUAGCGAAACCAACAGCAUAACCGAACAGAUUUCAAAAGCGCGCGCACGUCAGCGGAAAUCGUUUAUAUGCUUAGUACAAAAAACAGAAAACAAAUAAAAAAAUAGCGACGCUCGCGCUUCCGAACAAUGGUUGUUGCUGUUGUCGCUGCCGACGUCGUUGAAAGAAACAGUAGCAGAAGCGGAAUCGACGAAAGUAGUGGUUUCGCUGUUUCUCCAUCAUUUGUAGGUUCUACACCAGACUCUGUGGUUAAAAGCAAUUAUACUGAUAAGGAAACCACAACAACAAGGGCGGAACGAAAAGCGCUAGAUGACAGUGUUUCUGGCCAGCAAGCGUUAAGAGAGACUCAAAAGAACUUUUUUCAAAAAAAGUUAAAAAUCAACAUCACAAACAACAACAUGAUUGAUGCGGCCGAAGCAACGACAACGACGGAAUCGACGCGGUCAAUAAAGGGCAUUCCCACCAAGAGUGCCGUCAGCCAGCGAAACGUGGAUAUCAAGAUAGACAGGACCAGUAACAUGGAGGCGGCCACACAAGAGUUAACAAAGAAGGUGCUCAAACUAGAUCUUGGCGGCAAGAACCUCGAUGAAUACUCACUUAAAUCGCCCAAGUCACCUAUAGCUGCACGAUUGCCGCAUCAAACGUCUAUAACGUCAUCGGUGGAUGUAGAGGACAGGAAGACAUUACGAGAGGCCUUAUACCAGGGAAUAUUUCAUCGGCACCGCCGUACUAUUUUUGCCGUGGGCAGUUUCCUGCGUAUGCUGCGCAGCCGCAACUCACAAUACAAUACGAUACGCAGCUCUUCGGAAGGCGAGGACAUCGAUGAGCCGAAGCAUCAUCCGCAGAAACUUGAGCAUUCCCAAGAGUACCUCCAGACACCUGGCCAAGAAGUAACAACCAUAUACGCAACAUUGCCAUUUGAACAACAGGGAAAAUCGGAUUCGCUUUAAAUGUCCCUGCUGCUUGAGAUGAAUUUUGCUUACUUAAUAAUGUUUUAAAACGCCGUGUAACCAUGAGACUAGCCCCCUUGUGUUAGCAUGUAGUGGGCCAAAUUAGUUCCGUGCUUAGUAUUAUAACAAUAAUACUUGACGGACUGAGGCCAGACUUUAUUAUCUGCAGGACACGGAAUCAACAUUUUGCUAGACUUCGCAGCCUUAUUGCUUUCAUUAUUUUAGCAGAUUCAUACAUUUAAGUAAAACAAAGCUGAACCUGAACGUCUUACUUCCAACCUACUUCAACCAAUUUAAUUGUAUUGAGUUUGCAUUGUUUCAGCGCCCAGCACUGUAAUUAAGAUAAUAAUUAUGAGUUAAGAACAUUCCAUUCGUUUGCUUUAAGAGAAUGCAUAAAAUGCCUUUGAAUUAUGCACUUGUAAUCUUACGUGUCACACAUACGCCAGAUUUAAAAAAAGUAUACUGACCCGGAAUCCGGUUGUCUGUUGUUGGCGGUCAAAAAUGCAAAAAAAAAACAUUUUUUUUAGCUUGGAAGUCUUUUGUAAUCAAAUCAAAUUUGGAGGUAAGGUACUUUUUUAUGAUACACAGUGUAAUCUCCCUUUUUUUAAUACUUUGUUUUAAAAUUUUUUAAAUAAAUUAAGUGGAAUAAGUAUACUUUUCAUAGCAUUUGGUAGUUGUUAAUAGAAAUGACAUUUGUUGAUCUUAACUAUACCUGUUACUCUUAGAUUAAAAGGUUAUACCAAAAUCGUUGGAACUAUGUAUUAGUCAAAAGAAAACGUUGUCGAAUAGUAAAGUAAAAAGGUAGGAACGUCGAAGUUUUAGAAACUCUAGGCAGAGGGAAGCUAACAAUGAUAAUCUGGAAAUUAUGCUUACAAACAACACUCCUAUACAUUUACAUUUUUUUUUUUCAAUUUAAAUUUAAAUUAAUAUACUGUGGACUUAAAAUCUGAUCAUUUUUCAAAGGGCAAGAACAAAAUAAGCAAAUAUUUGUUAUUAGUUCAGUAAAAAAGUUAAAUCACAAAGUGCUGGGCAGCAAAACAGGCAUAUCGUAGAUAUCAAUUAUAAGUGAUGUGCUUGUUGUUAAAUGUAAUUUGUUAGAUUUUGUUUUUUCAUUGCAAUGGGAACAAAACUUAUAAAGCCGCAUUAGAAAAAAUGUUUUUAAACAAUGAACAAAUUGAUGUAUUGCGUAAACACCUAAUAUAUAUUUAGCUACUAUAUAAGCUAUAACCAUACAUAUAUGUAUGUAUAUUGAUAUAUUUGAAUGAACAUGUCCUAGUUAUAGAACAUAUAUGAUUGUUGUUGUCUCCAUUAACAUAUGAAAUGUAAAUUAUUUUCUGUUGCGAUUCCACAUAGAAUAUCCAUUAAAUAAUGUUAAACAUAUUUUAGAGCUUUUUUCUUUUUCACGCUACCUUAUAUAUAUAAGUAAAAUUAUUAGGUAGUGGUUUAAGAUAAUUUUGUACAGGAAAAAGAUUCAUUAUCAAUCCAUGACACAAAUAUUCGCUAAACCAUACCGUUCCGUAGUUUCACCCCGAUUUGAUGUCGAUUGGAUGAACAAUAAAAGCUUAACAACUGAUAGUUACUGCUUGACUUUAUUAAUCAGAGGUCGCAUUUGAUCUCUCGUCUUGCAGUUCCUUAAAAGGCCCGGCUCGAAGCUUAUGCGAUUGCCGCACUUCUUCGAUCGCUAAUGCUAAUACUUACUACGAGUAUGAGCUACGAAUUUGAUAAAAUUUCUUGCAUGUUGUUAGCCAAAUCCAUGCCAAAAAAAGGUAAGAUUAAAGGCUGGCGCGGUCCAGGAGUGAGGCAAGGAUAUAGGUGCUCCCCAAUUUCCACCCAGUGUCGCUAGAAAAUCCUGGUAAAGCGUGGUAAUGAUAGAAUUAGACAUUCAAUAUAUAUAAGAAAUCUAGAAACAGGGAGACCAACAAAAUGACAGUUUAAAAAACGAUUGUUAAUUUCUUUGUAUGAGAUCGUCGAGAUCUUGGAAGCAAUAAGAGCUAGACAUUUCUAGUUCCCACAAAAUUUUUGUGAGGUAAUGAGUAAUAAGCGUAAAUAUCUCAUUCGCGGCUUUUAUCAUUCGAGACUUAUUAGACUUAUUAUUGCUUCAUGAAAAAGUCAAAAUAAAUCUUCGUGCAGACCUUCUAUGUUAAAAUU
This is a messenger RNA of Drosophila melanogaster (fruit fly), 4590 nucleotides long. RefSeq lists its product as uncharacterized. The transcript has 4 exons. NCBI's taxonomy places the organism in Eukaryota, Metazoa, Arthropoda, Insecta, Diptera, Drosophilidae. The record is from RefSeq and is marked reviewed. Bases 1621 to 2442 code for a protein of 273 amino acids.